AUGCCCAAACAGUGGAGAAACAUUGUUGAGUACAACACGAGUGAGUAUUUUAAUCAGCAAUGGCAAUUUAAAGUAUCUUACAAUAAAGAUAAGGACAUGUUUGCGUGUGAGUGCAGGCUAUUUGAGACUCGUGGAUUACCGUGCUCCCACAUCUUUGGGGUCUUGAAGCAUCGCAAUGCAAAAUGCGUCCCUACAUCUCUUAUCCUGAAAAGAUGGACAAGAGAUGCAAAGAGUGAUUUUAUAUUCUCAAUUGGCGAGCAAGACUCCGCUGAUGAUAUAGUGCCCACACUUAGAUGCGGUGCGAUGGCAUCAAUUUGUUGGAAGCUUUGUGAUAUUUGUUCAAAAAAUUCAGCCGACUAUAGGAAAAUCUCAGGUGCGUUACUUAAGCUAAUUUCAAAGGUGCAAAAUAAAAGUGAUGCACAAGUGAGGCUUUCCCCCACGUCAACACUAAUAGGUGAUCCAGCUGUUGUGAAGUUAAAAGAUGCUCCAAAAAAGGUUUCAAAAGGCCAAAAGAGGCGAAGAUGUUCACAUUGUAAGUCAAGCAGGCAUUUCAUUAGGACAUGUCCAUUACUCGUCAAGGAGGACUCCCCCGCCAAAUACUCAAAUGCUGAAGAUGAACCAAUGGUUGAAGAAUGUGAUGCCAAUAAACAGACUCUCUCUCAGAAUAUAAAAUCAGUAAAAAAUACACCCGUGUACAAUAACAAUAAUUUUAAAACCAAAGAAAUCACUCUAACUCAAGAGACAUUAAAAGAUAAGACCAACACAUCAGGAAUAGAAGUGGCAGAAGUUCCAGAUGCAGCCACAACCAAGAAACCAGGAUUGCCACAAUAUCCUAUGCAUCAUUAUCCAAUGGUCCAUCCUUAUUAA
Messenger RNA from Arachis stenosperma, 867 nucleotides. RefSeq lists its product as uncharacterized. The transcript has 3 exons. The record is from RefSeq and is a predicted model, not a curated record. Gene Ontology annotation, molecular function: zinc ion binding. The coding region runs from base 1 to 867 and encodes 288 amino acids. Lineage: Eukaryota; Viridiplantae; Streptophyta; Magnoliopsida; Fabales; Fabaceae.